Molecule: messenger RNA, 1386 nt
Organism: Aureobasidium namibiae CBS 147.97
Lineage: Eukaryota; Fungi; Ascomycota; Dothideomycetes; Dothideales; Saccotheciaceae
Exons: 1
Coding region: 1-1386 (461 amino acids)
Biological process (GO): nucleolar large rRNA transcription by RNA polymerase I
Cellular component (GO): RNA polymerase I core factor complex
Molecular function (GO): TBP-class protein binding; RNA polymerase I core promoter sequence-specific DNA binding
Source: RefSeq, a predicted model, not a curated record
AUGGCGGGCAUGGGAAACUUCGCUCUCCGCAACGACCACCCGAAUUCACAAGAUGCUGACCGGCCGGCGACCGCCCAAAAGACGCGUGAUGCCGUGGAGCAUAACGGCAAUCCUGUAUUCGACACGGACACGGAGGAAUUCGAUGCGACUCAAGAUAGCCUUGAUGAACCAGAUCACGCUGCUUCGGACGGCUCCCAGGAUGGCUCGGAACACGAUCAUGAUGACGAGCAGGCUGAUCAAGGCUACUAUCAACAUGGGAUCGCUCAACUCGAUGUUAUGAUGUCGCAGAUGAAGAGGGACAAUGCUCAAGCUGGCUAUAACAAUACAGACUCCUACCCACCUACCACUUCUGGCGAACCAGACCAACUUGAUUACUCUGAGCAUGAAGUCGAACUUGACCAGCCACAAGCUCAGUCUCGUGCCAAGCAGCAUCGUGACCUUACUAUGAUCAAACCCGCACAGAGAAAUGUGGUUUCCACUCCUUUGGUCACUCAAACCGAGCCACCUCACACCCAACACACCAAGGAUGCUCUCAAAGUCACCGUCAAGCCCACGAAACUUCGGGUGCAACAUCAGAAGUCACGGAGCAAGACACACGGAACUUCUCAGCCCAUGGCCAAACAUGCUCCGGGCCAGUUUCAGACUACCACCCACGCUGCCACGACGCACCAAGCCACUGUCAGAGCUCCUCUUGAACAGCCUGAUCAAGCACUUCGACAGUCUGCCCGUGCCCAAAUCAUCACAACCGACCAUCGCCCAAAGCACAUCAACGAAGUCGGCAGUCACCAUCAGCAGUAUGCGAGAAGACCUGAUCCUCACGAGCAGCACCUUAACAACAUUCAUCCUCAGCAACACAACGGUUUUCAUCAUCAGCAGCAGCAACAGCAGCAGCAGCGAGUUGAAGACCUUCCGGAAGAACAUUACGAACAUAACACGUACGCAGAAGAUCUCGAUUACGAGCUAGGAAGAUUGUACGAGAAGGACUUUGAUGAUCUGCAGAACGAGCCUUUCGAUGGACCACCACGUGAGGACGCUCAUGACGCUCCAUCCGAUUCCUCUUCAAUGCCGCUCGAAGAGAGACUCGCAGCCUUCUCUAGACUUGAUGUACAAGAUCAGAAAGAGCUGUUCUCUUCAUUGGACAUUGAACAAUGGGAAGAGGCCGGUGACUGGUUCCAGAAGCGCUUCUCGGAGAUCUUUGACAAGCUCAAAACUGCACGCAGGAACAGGCGUGACAAGGCUUCUGAGUUUGAGCAGCGUAUUGCUCAGAGACAGCAGGCGGUUACCAAGAAAAGAAAGAUUACCGACGAUGUGUUGUCAGAAAUGAAGAGAACAGGACAACUAGUCCUGGUAGGUACGCCAAAGAAGAAGCAAAAAGUCACAGAGUGA